This is a messenger RNA of Folsomia candida, 2739 nucleotides long. It is a transcript of the gene foxo, whose product is annotated as forkhead box protein O. Gene Ontology annotation, cellular component: nucleus. The coding region runs from base 925 to 2607 and encodes 560 amino acids. The record is from RefSeq and is a predicted model, not a curated record. The transcript is spliced from 6 exons. Gene Ontology annotation, molecular function: RNA polymerase II cis-regulatory region sequence-specific DNA binding; DNA-binding transcription factor activity, RNA polymerase II-specific. Gene Ontology annotation, biological process: regulation of transcription by RNA polymerase II. NCBI's taxonomy places the organism in Eukaryota, Metazoa, Arthropoda, Collembola, Entomobryomorpha, Isotomidae.
AUGAGUCUCAUCAACUUCAUACUUUAAGAAAAAAUCAAUGGUGGCUUCGAAAAGAAACAAAAUCUCUCCAGAGUUAUUUUUAAUCGAUUCAUCUGAUUUCCCAUAAUUCAGAUUUCCGUCUUCAACCGUCUGUGAAUAUCUGAUUGCCCAUUUCCCCCGCCUUCGACUCACCCAUUUAUUUGGACCUUAUUAAAAAAAAAAAAAAAUUUCCAUCACCAACCCAACUGAACAUCCCCUCCCCGCUUUGCACACACACACAGCACAGCACAAACGAGGCCACUUCUCUCUCUCUCUCUCCGCAACCAAGGACGGAACCGGUUCGAGGCAGAUUCUCUCUCUCUUGCUACUUCUCGUGUAUAUUCUCAUUCUCGCCACAAGGCAGGCAACAUCACCACCACCGCUGCUGAUUCUCCUCAAUACACUUUCGCCAAUCUCCGCCUCCUAAAUCCCUGCCAAUUUUUUUAUUUUAUUAUCUGAAAUUUCUCUCUAUUUUGCUAAGGGAACUUUUAAACAGUGGGUGUGGUGACCAUAGUGGAAAAGGGGCUGAAAAGACUAAAAGCCUAUAGUGAGUGGUAGUCUCAAAAAGCAGCAGUUUUUAGUGUCUCAACAUUCUCAUCGCACUCGCUCAGAGAGCAGCGACGAGAGGAGGACGACGAAUAACCUUCAAACCAAGCAGAGUAACCAGCACGGCUUUACAUAAUAACUCUUCUCCUCCUAAUAUCAGCCACCAGUCACGUGGACAACUCUCUGGCUGACUAUUUUUCCACACCCUGAAAAAUUGCUUCGUAGUUUUGUUGCUCUCUAAUUUUUUGGAAAAAACAAAGUGCGACCAGUUCCCCCAGUUUUUAAGAAAUUUGAGACCGAGAAAACCUACUGCGCAUUUGUUACCCACUUGUUGCCACACUCUUCUCUCUCAACUCCACGAUGGACUACACCUCCCCACCCCCACCAGCCCCUCAAUCCUCACACCUCCUCCACCACCCCCUCCAACAACAACAGCACUCCCCACAACCACACCACCCCACCCAUUCCCACUAUUUGGACUCUCUCCUCUCGGACUUCCCCCCCACCCCCCGCGCCCGAUCCAACACGUGGCCAUGUCGUCCCGUGGAGGUGGACCCUUCUCCUCAACAGCCCUACACGGACCAGGACAUGGGCCCUCAGCACAACCCUCCCAACACGACGACGCCUCCGCCACCAUCCAGUUUAACAUUGUUGCAGCAGAAGAAAUCCACCUCUCGAAGGAACGCCUGGGGAAAUUUGAGCUAUGCGGAUUUGAUCACCCAGGCGAUUGGCAGUAGUCCCGAGAAGAGGUUGACGCUGAGUCAGAUUUACGAUUGGAUGGUGGGCAACGUGGGGUAUUUUAAGGACAAGGGGGAUUCUAAUUCCUCUGCGGGGUGGAAGAACUCCAUCCGCCACAACCUCUCGCUCCACAACCGCUUCGUCCGUGUGCAGAACGAGGGGACGGGAAAGUCCUCCUGGUGGAUGCUCAACCCAGAUGCGAAACCCGGAAAGGCCGCCCGCCGCCGGGCCACCUCGAUGGAAACCUCCAAAUACGAAAAGAAACGUGGCCGGAUCCGUAAGAAAAUCGAAGCGAUGCGGAUGAACGGGACUUUACUCGAUGCGCAGUCACCCUGUUCUUCACUGAGUGAAGGGUUGGACUUGUUCCCUGGUGGAGGGUCCCUCAGCCAGCAGCAGUCGGAACAUGACCAGUCCCCCCCACCGACCUCCUCCUCCACCACGAACCUCUCCACCCUCACCUCUCAAAACACCUUCCAGCUCUCCCCCCUGCCCGACUUCCGGCCUCGUGCCUCCUCCAACGCGUCCUCCGUGGGUCGUCUCUCGCCCAUUUUGAACAUCUCAGAGGAGCCGGACCUUCAUGAUAAUCAAGUCCCUCCCAUGAGUCCCUGGGUCGAUUAUUACAAUACCGGGAUUGGAGGUGGUGCGGGAGGUCAGUUUGGGAUGCAGUUCGGCUUGGAGGAGGUUCAACUUGCGGGGAAUUUGGCAAACAUGGUCAAGAUUCAAGAGUAUGAUCCCAGUUUUUAUGAUUUUGUGGAGCAGCAGCAGCAGCAGGAGAAUCAGAACAGUGGUGCGGGUGCGGGUGGGAAUGGGCAGGACUUUUACACGUACAACACCUCCUCCACUCCUGCAUCGAACUCCUGCAGCACUCGGCCCAGUCCCCUCUCCAACUCCUCCUCGAACCCCUCUCUAAUCAAGCGCUCCACGCUCAACAACGUGGUCACGAAUUCUGGCACGGCGGACGAGUUCGCCUUCGACCAGCUGGGUCACUUUGUUGACGAGGAGGAGGCCGCCGCCGUGGAGGAACUCGCUCUCAACGAGUUACAAAUCAUGGGCGCAGAGUUUUUCCAACCUCAGCAGAAUGGAGUCCUGUACAACAACUACAACACCACGACGAGCUCCACCAGCACUCUAUCUUCGACUCCCACACCCCCCACAAAUCUCCACCAGCAACAACAACAACUUCAACAACAGUACAAUCAACAGCUUCUUCAGCCAAACUCACAACAGCAGCAGCAGCAGCAGCAAGCCGUGGUUGUGACGUCGAGCUCUAAUAAUAAUUUGCUGGGCAGGCAGUGGGUGCAUUAGUGGGAGGGUAGUAGCAGCGAGUGAGUGUGUUUCAGGCGGUGCUUGAAUGAGCUUAAAAAUAAUAGCUUUAUAUUUUUAAAUGUGAUUAUUAUAAACAGAUUUAAAUAAAAGAAUUUUAUGUGUGACUUGAGA